UGCCUGAGAUAAACUGCAUCAGCAUAACGUAUAGUUGCCCUUAAACUGCAUCUGCAAGGAUCUUUUGUUUCUUGGCUCCUCUCACGUCCCAAUUGAUGGAAUCCCUGCAAUUGACUCAAGACUGGCACUCAACUCAUUUCAGUUUCAUGAACAGCCUCUCUUCUCAACUCAAACUCAAACCCAUCCAAGUUAAGGCCUUCUCUGCUGCUGCUGCUGCUUCUUCUUCUCAAAUCAGAAGAUGCGGAAAGGCGAAGGCCUCCGAUGCUCAACUGAAAGAGAAUUGGCUGUCUUCACUGUCUUACCCUCUUUUGAGUGAAGACACACAGCAACACCAAAGUGAUGCCUCCAACUUUAAAUGGGUUCUUGGAAUCGACCCUGACGUCUCUGGCGCUGUGGCGCUCUUGAAAACUCAACAUUCUCAUUCUGAUUCUGCGCCUCAGGUAUUCGAUUCCCCUUUUGUGCAAAUACUUGUUGGGAAAAGAACUCGAAGACGGUUAGAUGCGAAAUCCAUUGUUCAGUUGGUUCGUAGUUUUGAUGCUCCAGUUGGAACCACUGCAUACAUAGAGCAAUCACUCCCUUAUCCACAAGAUGGAAAACAGGGCUGGUGGAGUGGAGGAUUCGGAUAUGGACUGUGGAUUGGGAUCUUAGUUGCUUCAGGAUUUUCUGUUGUUCCGGUGCCAUCUUUUACUUGGAAAGCAAAAUUUGAACUCUCUGGAAACCGGUCCACAAAGAACUGGUAUCAAAUAGCUAGAAAAGGUGAAUGUGACAUUACGAGUGACCUGUAUUUGAGCAUGAGCAGAACGUGUAGUGCUCCUCCUUGUGUUGUGUUAUCUACUGAGAAAAUAGAAGAAAACAGUAAAAGGUUCUUCAAGCUCUCGAGAGUUCCUUCCUCUUUCCCCUCUUUCACAGGAACUGUGAUUGAAAGUUCUAUUGGAAAAUCACUGGAUGCACGCACGCAUCUGCUGCAUGCUAUGAAUUGUAAGGAGGGCAAAAUGAUGACAGCAGGAGAGUUGCGUCUACAUUAUUUCCAUCACUGGAAUCCCUGUUGAGUAGGAAGAAAGAUCAUGGAAGGGCAGAGGCUUUACUAAUUGCUGCAUAUGGGAAAGAUCAGAAUAAUGUUAAUAACUUGGGAUCAUCUUGUGACGCUAUCUUAGAGAAAUUGUCUUGAAAAGUUGGCAUGACAAUUAUUUAAGUGCCACAGUGCCCGAUUCUUUUCCUAAUCUUGUAAUUUGAAUACCAUUAUUGUUGUAAACUAUAUUUUAGUUCAGGACAAAUGAUAUUAUGCU
Messenger RNA from Arachis stenosperma, 1286 nucleotides. RefSeq names its product Holliday junction resolvase MOC1, chloroplastic-like. Gene Ontology annotation, molecular function: crossover junction DNA endonuclease activity. The transcript has 8 exons. The coding region runs from base 96 to 1049 and encodes 317 amino acids. NCBI's taxonomy places the organism in Eukaryota, Viridiplantae, Streptophyta, Magnoliopsida, Fabales, Fabaceae. The record is from RefSeq and is a predicted model, not a curated record.